GUCACAGGAGCGUCUCUUCUGUCUUCAUGUAAUUUCACCUUCCCUGUGAAGCUUGUGAUCCUGUUGUUUCCCCUAAGCUGCAGGUGUUGUUUGUGUGCUUUUCUACAUUUUAAACGUCCUGUGCGCCUUGACCGGUACUACACCACAUCAUCGUCAUCUGUAGCCAUGUCGGACUCUGAGGACAUAACGGAGUUUGCCAGCAUUGUGGAGCGAAUCGAGCGCGGCGAGGUCCCGAUCAAGAACAUUGAGAGGGAACUGCUCUGCCCAAUCUGUAAGGAGCUCUUCACCCACCCCCUGAUCCUGCCCUGCCAGCACAGCAUUUGCCACAAGUGUGUCAAGGAGCUGCUGAUGCAGAACCAUGAGGACUCUUUCGAUGCCGGCUCCGAGUGCUCUCUGCCGGGCAGCCCCAGGUCCAGGGUUUCCUCCCCUUCCACGGAGAGGCUAGACAGAAUUGUGAGAUCAGGUGGGUCUCAGGGCUCAAUCUCUUCCCCAGGGUGGCGCAGAGGGUCUGUGACUCCCCGGGUCACCACCAUCCCAUGCCCAGGCUGCCAGCAUGACAUCGACCUCGGCGAGCGUGGCAUCAGUAUGUUGUUCCGAAACUUCACACUGGAGAGCAUCGUCGAGCGCUACCGCCAGGCUGCCCGAGCGGCCGUCGCCAUCAUGUGUAGCAUAUGUAAGCCUCCGCAGCAGGAGGCUACUAAGAGCUGCAUGGACUGUAAGGCUAGCUAUUGUAAUGAGUGCUUCAAGCUGCACCACCCCUGGGGCACACCCAAAGCUCAGCAUGAGUAUGUUGGCCCCACAACAAACUUUAGGCCCAAGGUGCUCAUGUGUCCGGAGCAUGAAAUGGAGAAGGUGAACAUGUACUGUGAGGUCUGCAGACGACCUGUGUGUCACCUAUGCAAGCUGGGAGGAUCCCACGCCAACCAUAAAGUAACCUCCAUGAGCAAUGCCUAUAAGAUUCUCAAGGAGAAGCUGGCCAAGAGUAUCCAUUACCUCAUCAGUAAAGAGGACCAAGUCAGAACUCAGAUUACUGAGAUUGAGCAGCUCAUCAAUCAAACUGAGGAAAAUGGCCAACUAGCAGAGCGUCGAGCCAACGAGCACUUUGAGCGUCUGUUUGAGACGUUGCAGGAGAGGAAAUCGGAGAUGUUGAGGUCCAUCGAACAGUCUCGUGGCCGCCGCCUGGAGCAACUCAAGGCCCAGGUGGAAGAGUACCAAGGCAUGCUGGAGAACAGUGGUCUAGUGGGCUACGCUCAAGAGGUGCUGAAAGAGACGGACCAGUCCUGCUUUGUACAGACUGCAAAGCAGCUGCAUGUUAGGAUCCAGAAAGCCACAGAGUCGCUGAGAACCUUCCACCCUGCAGCUGGCCCCUGCUUUGAUGAGUUUGUGCUGGACACAUCCCGAGAAGAAACUUUGCUCAAAGAGCUGUGCUUUGGUGGAGUUCCAGACCCUCCCCUGAUUGACCUGUCCCAGAGCAGAGUCUAUAAUGAGGCCUCAAUCUGCUGGAGGCUGUCUGAUGAUCACCUACCUACAGAUCACUACGUGCUUGAGUACAGAAGACUUGGAGGCCCAGGCCAGUCUCCAUCCCAGGAGGAUGGUGAGGACAGCAGAGUCUGGAGGGCUACAGACAGGGUAUAUGGUCCCAGCACUGUAGUGUUUGACCUGGACGCUGACAGCCUGUACACCUUCAGGGUCAGAAGCUGCAGAAACUCCAUGUUCAGCCCCUAUAGUCCUGAGGUCACCUUCCACACACCACCUGCACCUGCUUUCAGUUUUCUGUUCAGCGACAAGUGUGGCUGCAGCACGGAGCGACUCAUUCUGAACGAUCGACGUGACACUGUGGAGAGCAUAGCUGGCAUGGCCUUCCUCCUCGCAGCAGAACGUGUGCAGACAGGCAGCUACAUCACCCUAGACUACAUAAUAGGGGACACGGGCAUCUCUCAGGGAAGACACUAUUGGGCCUUCAAGGUGGAACCAUACUCCUACAUGGUUAAAGUUGGUGUGGUGUCUGACUCGAAGCUGGUGGAAUGGUUUCACAAUCCUAGAGAUACCAGCAGCCCAAGGUUUGACCAUGACAGUGGACAUGACAGCGGCAGUGAGGACGCGUGCUAUGACGUGUCCCAGCCCUUCACCCUCCUCACACUGGGCAUGGGAAAACUCUUCAUCCCCAAGGCCACGUCGUCAUCCUCUGUUUCUACCGCAAACGCAUCGUCCGGUGACCCUGGCAAGCGUGUGCUUCCCAUGCCACUGCGCUUGGGUGUAUGCCUAGAUUAUGACACGUGCCGGGUGUAUUUUUAUGAUGCUGACAGCAUGAGGUGCCUUUACGAGAGGCAGGUAGAUUGUUCGGGAAUAAUGUAUCCAGCCUUCGGCCUCAUGGGAAGCAGCAAGAUUCAACUGGAGGAGUUGAUCACCACUAAAAAACUGACCUUCUAAGGAGGUGUGGAGUUUACUGCUUUAGGACUUAUUUAAUCUUGGCAUGUUCUAGAAAGAGCUGGUUUUAUUGACAGGGUGAUAGAAUACAAUCCAGACUGAAUGUCAGCAGAGGCAAAUGUGAUCAGGACCUUUGGUCUAGAUGUGAAAAUGGGAUCUCUGCCAGAGAUUGGCCUGUAUAAUGGAUGAUCCACUGAUGAUGAUGAUGAUGACACUGAAUCAGUGUCCACAUACAGAGGUCUUGAGAAAUUGGUAUAAAUGUGAAAGGUCUACAUACCAAAGUCUCUGCAUCUGAUAAUUGUCUUUGACCUGAUUUUUUAAAUUCUGCUGCGUUAAACUAUUAACCACUGGCUACCAAGUUAAUCUGCUGCCAGUCUUCAUUAUUUUAACAUGAAAUGCCUUCCAUCUUACACUUUUUCUUUUGCUAGAUUUAAGAUAAAGUUGUGUGUAUUGAGUGGUUCGUGUUUCUGUAACUGUUUAAACAUAGCAGCAUAGGUUUAGAUGUAAUCUUAAUGUCUGGACCUGAGCCUUGUGACCGCUUUUGAAGCUAGUGCCUUUAUUUAAUUUAUUUUCUAAGGAAAUUGGUCACUUUGUUCUGUCAAGCAGAAGUUGUCAUUGCACAAGCAUUACAGAAAUGCUAAUAAGCAUAAAUACUUGGUGGUUUCAGACCCUGGUGUCAAAGUUAAUGGUUCAUUAUGACUUAUUUACCUUAUUACAGAAACACUACUUUUGCUUUGUGCUCUUUUGCACAAUAUGGUAUGAAGCAUUACAUGAUAAACUACACAAUCUCAUUUUGAUCACGCCUUAGUUUGAUUCUUCACUUCAAAUGGUGCAGACAUGCUAUAGUCAGCAUAUUCUCAUUUUGUCACGCUCGAGCAUUCACCUUCACUAACAUAAACCUGAAUCUAGGAGUAGCUGCUUGCAUUUAAAAGCCUCUCACUGUUUGCACUCUCCUGUGCCACAGCGCUGAAUGUGACAUAAAAUAACAAAGCCUAAAGCUAGCAGGUAUGAUACCAUGUAUUUGCAGUCAACAUCACUUUGACUAUUAAUGGCUGCAUCUGUCAAAGCUUGUUUGGAUACUGGUGCUGACUUGAGUGUUGCACUCUUUGUCUUUAAAGUGCUAUAUAGCUAGACUUGCUCAGUGCAACACAGCUUUGUGGCCUCACAGCUGUUAAACAGUUUACAAAGAAUGCAGUAAUUCAGGUUCUUACAAGAAGUGCUAUUGCAAAACACUGUUCACCACUCUUUGCUAUCAACACCACCGUUUACUUGUAGUACAGUGACAUGAAGUGUAGCACGUUAGCAUCUCACUAGUGAGUUUGGCUCUGACACCUACAAGUGGUUGAGUUGGCUUUGAUUAAAUUAGCUCGGAUGUUUACGCAAGUCUGGACUGUUUGCUGGACAACCGCACUUGGCUUUAUGUAGACUGGAUUUAUUUAGAAGUUCAUGUACACAAUAUUUUGAUAAGGGAAUCAUUUCCUCAGGUUUUUGGCCCUGAUAGGGGCCCAGUGCUUCCUACCAUGAUCCAUCAGGCCUGGGAAAACCUUAACCGAUGUACCUUUCCUCACAUAAGUUUGACUUGCAGCUUUGUUCAUAGGUCCAAUAUCUUUACCUUCUCUUUAAUGGCGCAUUAUAAGCUUUUUUUUUUUUUUUUAAGAUUCUUUGUACAUAGUAUUUCCACUGAAAUAAAUUAUGUCUUAUGUUAUAGUUGGUGUUUGCUAGUGGACACGACUGUUGUGAUUGCUGUAUGCAGAUGUUUCAGCUGCUUUUGUCAAUUGAGUGUCACAUGGCACUUGUUCGUCCUUCUACAUGAAUUGGGUUGGAUUAGUUAACUUGUAUUGGUUAUAGGUUAUGGAACACAUUGGGUUUUGUUUUGGGGCAAACACAUGUUCCUACGUUUAGCUGGACAGAAGUAGUCCAGUCCCAACAGUGUUGGUGUGGGGGGGGGGGGGGGUGGGGGCGGGGUGCAUAUUGCGUCUAAUGUGUUACUGUCAAUUAUUUUCACUGCGAUCUUCAGACUUGAACCCUGUUUUCUGAAUUUUAAAAUUGUUUGGACAUCUUUUAAAACCACAAACUGAUGUAUAGUUUUAUUUUUAUUAAAGAAUGUAUGUGUUAAUUACAGAACACAUAGCUGAA
Messenger RNA from Monopterus albus (swamp eel), 4563 nucleotides. It is a transcript of the gene trim36, whose product is annotated as tripartite motif containing 36. NCBI's taxonomy places the organism in Eukaryota, Metazoa, Chordata, Actinopteri, Synbranchiformes, Synbranchidae. Gene Ontology annotation, cellular component: acrosomal vesicle. Gene Ontology annotation, molecular function: ubiquitin-protein transferase activity; protein binding; zinc ion binding. The record is from RefSeq and is a predicted model, not a curated record. Gene Ontology annotation, biological process: spindle organization; acrosome reaction. The coding region runs from base 166 to 2430 and encodes 754 amino acids. The transcript has 13 exons.